AUGAAGAGUUUGUCGCUGGAUUCGCCGGAAUGUGGAGAGCUGAGGCGACGUCCAGCGCGCGACCCGCAGCCCGCGCAGGGCAGCCGCGUGCUAUCUCCAUCAUCGCCAGUGCAAAGUCGAAGGUUGCUCAGUGCGCGCGGUGGUCGCAUGAGCAGUGUAGAACUACCCGAUGAGCCUGAUAAGAGCCUGUCUUCGAAUAGUGCCAGUCCUUGUCCAUCACCAGUGAAGCAACAUAGUAAACACCAACGUCUCCUACCAACAAACUUGUAUGUGAUCCUGUACAACUUUAAAUCGCGCCACGCCGACGAAUUGGACUUGAAGGCAGGCUACAAGGUCACCGUGAUCGACACUACCGAUCCGGACUGGUGGAAAGGCAAGUGUUUGGGCAAGAUCGGAUACUUUCCUUCCAAGUACUGCACCAAGCUGCAAGCUGGCGAGCGCCCACUGCAGGUUACGCAUAAUCUCCAGGUAUCGGAUGGCGAUAAUGGGCUCAUGCUGUUGCGCGAUCAGAUUGUUAUCCAAGUUGGAGACGAAGUUGAUGGCAUGGUGAUGAUCCGAUCGGGUGAUAACCGCCAAGGCGUUUGUCCAGUAAAAUUUCUUCAGGAGGUGUGA
This is a messenger RNA of Arctia plantaginis, 612 nucleotides long. NCBI's taxonomy places the organism in Eukaryota, Metazoa, Arthropoda, Insecta, Lepidoptera, Erebidae. The record is from the annotation of a GenBank genome assembly.